This is a messenger RNA of Paramecium sonneborni, 1482 nucleotides long. Lineage: Eukaryota; Ciliophora; Oligohymenophorea; Peniculida; Parameciidae. The record is from the annotation of a GenBank genome assembly.
AUGUCUCAAUUUAUUUUUGCUAUUCUUACUUUUUCUUAUGCGAUUACAAUUUAUCCAAAUCCUCAAUCUUAAAUUUUUUAAUGGGAAUAUUAAAUAUGGAUUGAUUGUAAAAAUCAAAAUCUCAUAAUACCAACCAAUUGUGAUAAUGAUGAUCUAAAUUGGAAAGAAUGUUAUGAAAUACCAGAAUAAGGAUUAUGUCUCAAAAAUAAACUAAAAAUAUCAACACAAUAAACAUAUAACCUUAUUUUCACUUUUUAAAAUUUUAGUACCAAUAUACCUCAAAUUUUACUUAAUAAUAAUCCUUAAGAAUAAAAAUCAUUCUAGAAUAAUAAAAUUGCCAUCUAAACAUUUUUGAAUUACUCCAAUUUAGAUAUUUAAAUUUUAGGAACUGCUGUUAAAUUAUAAAAACUUGUAUUAACUUCUGAUUGUAAUCUAAAUUGUUAAGAAUGUGAUGAAAAUUUUGAAUGUAUUAAAUGCUUUGAUAAUUUUUCUAUGAUCAACUAUUAAUGCUUACCAGAUUCUUGCUUCUAAGUUCUGAGUAAUUUAACUACUUAAAGUGCUUUGAGUGCAAAUUCAAUGAUAGUCAAUUAAAGUGCGUAUUAAGUGACUGUUGAUUUCAAUAUCGAAUUAGGUUAAUGUUUGGUUCCAAAAAUUUAUCUUGUAAAUUAAAUAGAAUCUAAUAAAAUAGAAUUUAUAUUAGAAACCAAACAAAUCUAAAUUAAAACUUAAAAACAACUAAAUUUUUAAUUGACACUAAAUUAAAUUAACUAAUAUUGUAAAUUGAUUUUUCAAAAUAAAGAAAAAACCAUUCAUCAAUGCUCCUUAGGUGUUGCAUUAACUAAUGCUCAAAUCACUUAUUAUAAUCUCAUAAUUUUAGGAGAAGUCACUACAAAUUUAUAAACAUCUUCUUUAUUUUCUUCAACACAAGUAAUUAAUAUUCCUGAAAAUGGAAAAGUAAAACUGGAAGUUAGUAACGAAAUAACAAAAGUGUAAAUUAACAAAGAUUUAAUCUCAAUAUCAUAAACUAUAUAUAACGAUAAUUUAAAAAUAGAUACAGUAUUGAUAAAUGAAGCUUUUUUUAUAUAAAAUGGAUAGUAAUAUGAUAGUUUAGAAUUUUUAGCAUCAUUUGUAGGAAAAUAACAGAUUACUUAUAAAUUCAAAAUAAAGGAAAUUAACAUGAAAUUUGAUUAAAAGAUGGAUUUGGUUUUAAGAUCAGAGUUGAUAGAGUCAAAAAGAAUUCUCAUUAAAGAUAGAUAGUAAUUAAGAAUUGAAUAUUACACUAAAAAUUUAAUUCAAUUUUUACCAAACGAAUUGUCAUAAUCGAUUAAAAAUCAAAAGAGCAAUUUAGGAGUAAAAGGUCCAAUUUUUGCAAUAGCUGUAAUUUUAUUGGUAUCUUUGUGGGUAACAAUUUAAUGGUAAAACAAAAAAUAGAAAAAAUAACAUCAUGAAAUUGAUGAAGAGGAUAUAGAGAAUGAUUAUUGA